AUUUUUUGCUCUGUCGUCAAUUCUCGUCACUUCUCAGUUAGUUGACAAAAAAAGGUACAACAAACCUUUGUCACCGAGUUAUUUGAGAUAAAAUUGCGCCAAUAUUAGUUACUGCAUCACUCUGUAGUUUUUUGGAUAUUCCGCAUUCUAUAUUUUACAAACAGAACGAAUCGGCGAUAAAACUCUUGUCUUUCAAAUUAAGAAAUUAUCAGUAAAAUAUAAUGACUACACUACUAAUUCUGCUUAUCUUGACUGUUUUAUUUUUUGGUCUAAAGUUGCUACAGACACGACGAAAUUAUCCACCAGGUCCUUUUUCUUGGCCACUGAUUGGAAAUGUGUUGUAUGUGCGCAAACUGACCAAAGAACUCGGUGCGCAAUAUCUUGCUUUUGAAUAUCUCAGCAAGAAAUACAAGAGUAAUGUAAUAAGUUUGCAAUUGGGUGAUAAUGUAGUAGUUAUCAAUGAUUCCAAGCUUAUGCACAUUUUGAUGCAAAAAAACGAGUUUAACGCACGUCCGUGGAACACAAUGUCCAAGCUGCGAAACAUGGGAAUGAAGAAGGGUCUCACGAUGAACGUCGGUUCCGAGCACAAAGAAUUGCGCGCGUGGUCUUUACGUACAAUGCGACACAUCGGAUACGGCCAACGGACGAUGAAUGAUUUUCUUCUGAACCAACUUCAAAUCAUCUUAAACAAAUUGAAAGAGGGAAAUGUACGAUGUAUGAAACCCGUAAUUGCAGCUGCCACAAUCAACACGCUCUGGUUGUUGAUCGCGGGAAAACAGAUUUUUGACAGCGACAAGAGAUUGCAGUCAUUUUUGCAUUUAAUAGAAUGUCGCGCGAAAACGUUAGACAUGUCCGGUGGAAUUAUGUCGUCAUUCCCCUGGUUAUGUUACAUCGCACCCAAUAUGACAGGAUACAACAUUGUAUUGGAAUUGAAUGAAAAGCUCAGGGAUCUUUUAAUGGACUUUAUUAAUAAACACAAAGAGCGAUAUCAAUACGGAAGCGAGACGGACUUUAUCGAUUGGUUUCUUCGCGAGAUGUCGGAGCACGACAAGAAUGACUCUGUGUUCGAGGAUAACAAUCUGCUUCUCAUCUUGGUGGACUUUUUUAUCGCCGGAAUUGGCACGACACCGCCGGCUUUAGAGUUCUUAUUUUUAGAAAUGGCUAAUCACCAGGAUGCACAGCUCAAACUGCACGAGGAAAUCGAUCGAAUGAUCGGUCCCGACAGAUUUCCCGAUAUGACCGACAGAAGUAAAAUGAAUUAUACCGAAGCUGUAAUAAUCGAGUGCAUUAGAAAAUGGAAAAUUUUUCCGAUGAUAAAUCGAGAAACGGUCAAGGACACAAUAAUCGAGGGCUACAAAGUACCGCGGGGUACAGCGGUAUACUUCAACACAGCUUCUUUCAACCACGACGCGACGCUAUUUCCCGAUCCGAUGUCGUUCAAGCCCGAAAGGUUUUUGAAGGACGGUAUUUUUCAAGUAAAUGAAAACUUAAUGUUAUUUGGAAAAGGAAAACGACGAUGUCCUGGAGAAAUACUCGCCAGAUCGGCGCUGUUUUUUUUCUUUGUUGGCGUGAUGCAAAAGUAUCGGGUUCUUCCGCCGAACAAUGAAGAUUCUAUUAAAAUAGAAGUGAACGUAGGAUUGACGAUCAAUCCGAAGCCGUAUGAACUGCUAAUCGUUCCACGAUGACUUCGUUUAUAGUAACCGAGUAAAUGUAUACUAUACAAGUUAAUGUUCUAAACAUUCUUAACAUAGCAAAUUUUUGAGUGAUAAGUGUUUUGUAGACAUUUAAGGUAAAAAAUAAAAAUAAU
Molecule: messenger RNA, 1807 nt
Organism: Pseudomyrmex gracilis
Lineage: Eukaryota; Metazoa; Arthropoda; Insecta; Hymenoptera; Formicidae
Product: probable cytochrome P450 305a1
Exons: 8
Coding region: 222-1685 (487 amino acids)
Biological process (GO): xenobiotic metabolic process
Cellular component (GO): cytoplasm; intracellular membrane-bounded organelle
Molecular function (GO): oxidoreductase activity, acting on paired donors, with incorporation or reduction of molecular oxygen, reduced flavin or flavoprotein as one donor, and incorporation of one atom of oxygen; iron ion binding; heme binding
Source: RefSeq, a predicted model, not a curated record